Messenger RNA from Helianthus annuus (common sunflower), 3175 nucleotides. RefSeq lists its product as uncharacterized. Bases 158 to 3175 code for a protein of 1005 amino acids. Gene Ontology annotation, molecular function: helicase activity. The record is from RefSeq and is a predicted model, not a curated record. The transcript has 5 exons. NCBI's taxonomy places the organism in Eukaryota, Viridiplantae, Streptophyta, Magnoliopsida, Asterales, Asteraceae.
AACGCCAAGAAUUUCUAGAUGUAAUAUUUUCUUGGUCUUUAUCAGAUGUACUCAACAAGCAUCUCUACAAAUUUCAGGUUAAUUUCUCUAGUUAAUUUCUUUUGUUUUCUUCACAUGUUCUUCCAUGCAUGCAUUGUAGUCUGUAGAUCUUUGAAACAUGAACAUUAACAUUUUACAGGUGGAAGAAGUUCCAUUGACAUUUUCAUCCACAACCCACUACAUGAACUCAUUCAUAUAUCUUCUUCUUGAAGAAACACGCGCAGAUAUGUUCUCUCAACUUGCUGGAAUCUCUCAGGCACCCGCGAGCCCCUUUUUCGGUUUGCGGAAAAUGCCAACCGAUAGUCGCAAGAAAAUGUUCUAUCGCAUGACUUUAACUGGGACGAAGUAUGAUCCUUUAGUUGGAGAUCUUAUAGCGUUGACACAAGUUAAACCUAAACGCAUUGAUGAUCUUGCUCGAUCAAACAACCCUUUCCUUCUAGCUUAUGUGACAAAUGUGAUCAAUGAAAGCCCAAUGACAAUAGAAGUUGUGUCAUCAAAUGAUCUCAUUGACUCCAGUUUAUGUGAGAUGAAGGAACGACCAAAGGGCUUCAUUGUUUAUCUCACAAACUUGACGACAAAUAUGCGUAUAUGGCAGGCGCUUAAUCCGGCUGCCAACAUGAAUCUUGUUCAAACAACAUUGUCACCUAGUUCUUCUGUAAGUACAUGUUAUAAAGUUGCAUCUUACUUUUUUUUUUUGUUACAAGUUGCUGGGGACUGUGACAAGUGCUGUAUUGAUGGAGAAAAAGGUAUUAUUGACUCAAAAGUAAGGCAUGCUUUUGAUUCAUUUAAGCUAGAUACUUCACAAGAAGCUGCUGUAUUAAGUUGUCUUGCGGCUAAAAAAUGUUGUCAUAAAACCUCCUGCACUAAGUUGAUAUGGGGUCCUCCGGGGACUGGGAAGACAAAGACAGUUGCAUCAUUAUUAUUCGUGUUGUUAAGGGAGAAACACAGGACUCUUACUUGUGCUCCCACUAAUAUUGCAGUGGUAGGAGUUGCAAAGAGAUUGUUGAGUUUGCUAAGUAACCAUAAUUUGGGUUGUGAAACUUAUGGGUUUGGAGACAUAAUUUUAUUUGGAAACAGAGAACGAAUGAAAAUUAGCGUUGAUCAUGAAGAGCUUCUCGAUGUGUUUCUUGACAACCGAGUUAAUGUUCUUGGUAACUGUUUAUCGCUGUGGAAAACUUAUACGGGUGAUAUGAUUCGUCUUCUUCAAAAUCCCAUGAAAGAGUACCAGUGUUUCCUAGUACCCAAGAAAACAAAAGCCAAAAGCAAGAAGGAGAAAGAACAAAAGCCUGUCGAGAAACAUGACGUGAUUCAGUUGACUUUUGAGGAGUUUGUUAUGAACAGAUUCAGUGGUCUAAGCAAAAAGCUUACUGCUUGUAUCAGGAACUUGUAUACCCAUUUGCCUACUUCUGUGAUUCCUCUCAAAUUCGCAAAGAAAAUGAAUUGUUUAGUUGAUUUGAUUCAGAAGGUUGGAGAGUCUGUAAAGGAGAUAGUAACUAGAAAGCAAAGCUUAAAGAAAGCCUUCGAAAGUGGAGUAAACAUAUCUCAUUUUAUGAAGCUAAGAUUGCGCAAAACCGAAUGCCUGCAGGCACUAAAUGAUCUUAGAGCAGCAUCUUUCAUUCCAAAAUCUAUGAACAUAACCAAACUUAAAAACUUUUGUCUGAGUAAUGCUUGUUUGAUCUUCUGUACUGCAUCAAGCUCAAUCAAAUUGUGUAUAAAAGGAAUGACACCAAUUGAAAUGGUAUUGAUUGAUGAAGCCGCACAGCUUAAAGAAUGUGAAUCUGUUAUCCCAUUGCAGCUUCCAGGUGUUCGAAAUGCUGUGCUCGUUGGAGAUGAAAGACAGUUGCCACCGAUGAUUUGUUCUGAUGCUAAGUUUGGAAGGAGUUUAUUCGAAAGGCUGGUGCUACUCGGACACCAAAAACACCUCCUCAACGUUCAGUACAGGAUGCAUCCAUCAAUUAGCCAGUUUCCAAACACUGAGUUUUACAACGGGCAGAUCUUGGAUGGUCCUAAUGUCAUUGAUAAAGCUCGAGAACAGCGUUUUCUUCAAGAGGACAUGUACGGAGCGUACUCGUUCAUCAACGUUGAUUCUGCAAAGGAGGAGUUCGACAAAAACCAUAGCACAAAAAACAUGGUUGAAGUUGCUGUGAUUGCGCAGAUUGUUGCAAAUCUUUUCAAAGAAUCUGUCUCAAAGAAACGAAAGGUGACCGUGGGGUGCAUUUCACCGUACAAGGCUCAGGUUGAUGCAAUUCAAGCAAAACUAGGCACAAAGUACAACCAGGAGGAGAACGGCUGGAGCUUUUCUGUCAACGUUCGAUCCGUUGAUGGGUUUCAAGGUAGUGAAGAAGAUGUCAUAAUUUUUUCAUCAGUUAGGUGUAACCAUCGUGGAUCAGUUGGGUUUCUUUCAAGUCGCGAGCGUGCAAACGUUGCAUUAACUCGAGCAAGACAUUGCCUGUGGAUUGUAGGAAACAAAGAAACCAUGAUCAAGAGUGGUUCUGUUUGGAACACUCUAGUUUAUGAUGCAGAAAACCGUGGGUGCGUUUUUGAUGCACAUGAAGACAAGAACUUGGCUCAAGUCAUAAUACACACCAUGAUUGAGUUUGCCAAUUUUGGUUCCUUACUAAAAACAGACUCGAUACUUUUUAAGGAGGCAAGAUGGAAGGUUAACUUUACCAACACGUUUCUUGAAAGAAUAGCUGGUAUUAGCAAUCCUAACGUUUGUAAACAAGUUGCAUCCCUUCUUGUGAAGCUUUCAAGUGGUUGGCGUCAAGCGAAGAAAAACAAAAGUAACAGUUACAACAACACACGAGCAAUGUUCGACAUGUUAGAGAUAUACAAUGUUGACGGACAUUUCCAUCUUGUUUGGAGUGUAGACAUUGUCUACGAAAACUCACUCUGUGUUCAAGUUUUGAAGUUUUGGGACAUCUUGGUGUUGUCACAAAUACAACAACGUGCAAAGCAUUUGGAGAGUGCUUUUGGAAACUAUACGCUUGAAAUGAUCAAUCGUUGUCAAACCAAGCGUUUAGAAAGAAAUCUUGUUUUUCCAAUGACUUGGCCUGCGGAUUCAAGUUCAACUGAUGAUCCAACUUUGGUUUUGACAUGUGGGCUAGCUAAAUUGAGUUUAAACAAGCAAACUUGA